Molecule: messenger RNA, 4380 nt
Organism: Cataglyphis hispanica
Lineage: Eukaryota; Metazoa; Arthropoda; Insecta; Hymenoptera; Formicidae
Exons: 4
Coding region: 141-962 (273 amino acids)
Source: RefSeq, a predicted model, not a curated record
CGGCCGGAUCGCAGUCGCAGUUGAAAUCCCGAGGAGAACCGAGCCCUCGUCGCCGCCGAGAACCGAAAUCGUAAUCCUGGACCAAGUAAACGGACGCCUCGGAGGAUCGUGCCGGGAUCUUCUGGCAUGUGAUCAGAAGCAUGCAGCAGAAGCCACUGAGAGAGUUGGGUUUGUGCCUCAAUACCGGGGGAUCGACAAGCAACGUUGUCGUUGCCGACAUCUGCAACGAGACGCGCGGUGGUCUUCCCCUUCUUCAGAUAUGGCCCAGCGACUCGCCCAGAGCCGAGGCCGACGAUCAGGCCCAAGCUUUUGUGUUCCCAGAUGUGCAGGAAAACGUCAACGACAGCGGCAUCGAAUCUAUUCAGGCAUCGCCGUCACCGUGCGGUGUCACCUGCAACAGCCCGGCGAUGACACCGCAGCAGUCGCGUCGCGCCAGUCUGCUGCAUCCGGACCACGCGCGACUGCAGCUUCCCUAUCUUCACCACAACCACCAUAACGCGGGAGGGCAGAAAAGUCCACCGUCGCCGGACAGGACGUCCGUGGACGAGGACCACGAGGAUCGGCCCGCGCCGCCCAGUCCCUCCAGCUCGACCACCAGCAGCCUGCGAUCAAUGCCGAGCUCGGCGAUCGUGUCGAUGCACUCGCAAGACAGGAGACGCAGCAGCAGAUACAGCAUGUUCGACGCUCUGGACUUAGAGUAUGCUCUAUUGAGGGCCGCGGCCCGCGGAUCCGUAGGCCCGUACUCCCUGUCCGAGUCCCUCCACAAGCUGACCUUCACCCAGAGCUUGGCUUUCCCCGCUUUGGCGCGUGGUCUCGCCGCCAAGCAGAGUAUGCCGAGCGGAAGAUCGCAGCAGCCCACCGAGAGCGGACUGAACGCCUUCGCCAAGGUGGUGACCGCGAUGGUACUGAUGCUGGUGAGCGUGCUGGUGUUUGGGGUCGUCUACAAGUUCGCCAAGACGUGAGGUUGGCUGCUGGCUCCAGGCCGUUAUCCCGGAUCGACGCAGGAUAACAAUCGUCUGGACGCCAGCGACACUUUUAGCGGCAAUGUUUGAUGAAGCCUGAGGGAAGAUCUAAAAGAUCAUUACGCAGAUCAUGAAGCAUCGAAGACUUUACAUGAUGCAGUGUUUAGGAUAAACACAUCGGAGAACUGUUCGCCAGUUUAUGAGAUAAACACUUGGAAGAUGAAUGAAACAGACAAUGAUAUGACUCAGUCGAUAUCAUCCUAGACUCACCCUAGAUGCCAGGGUGUAAAAAGAUUUUAUACGUCUUACUCUUUUUCUUUAUAACCAAUGUGUGUAUUAAAUAUAUUUAAUAUAAAGUUUCAGCAAUGGAGAUGACGCUGCCAUGCAUGCAGAGGAAACGCGAGAAGGAUAAUGAAAAUAGCGUGAUUGAUAAGGUAACGAGAAUCCGUAAAAUCGACAAAAAGUAUGUGAAUCAAAUAGUAUAUAUAUGGUGUGCGUGUAAUAAUUAUUAUACGUUUCGUGAUGAGUGUGAAUAAGUAAUAUCGGCAUCGACAAGGAGAUUUCGAUGAACGAAAAUGUAUGUCUGUUUGCUAGCAAAAUCUAGUCUACUUUUCGAAAGAGAUAAUUGUACGAGAAGAUCAAGAAAGAUUUAAUCAUUGAAAUCGCGCUCUCUCGAUCUAAAGUAUCUCAAUAUAACGAAUACGCAAACUUGUGCUUCGGUCUCUGUCGCCGAUGAGAACAGCGCUUCCGCGCUGAAUUGCUUUCCAUCGAUACUUCAAGUUACGGUAACUCGUUAAAGUAUUAUUCAACGAGUUGUGUCAAUAUCCUUCAACAAGUUUCGCUGCAUUCUAUUGAUAGGCGAUAACUGGGACGGCUCUCAGUCAAUAAUCCCGGAUCGCGACUCUGCGACGAUUGUGAGGACGAUUGAGCCAUUCGUGGAAUUGUCUGCUCUGCGCGAUAAGAUUCGAGGAGUGAGCUUUAUGCAAUCUGUCGAACACGCUGGAUGCUUCAACUGCGAUUACAUCGCGUUUCCAAUCCAGAUUCUUGCGCAAAAUUAUACGCCAUUAAACGAUCUCCGCAUUUUUUAAAUUACUCAAAUAUAACUUCGCGAAUUUUAAUGCGAAUUUCUCCUAAAAUGAUGAAAUAAUAUUUCCCCUUUAAUUUUCCAUGUAAAUUUAUUUUAAAACCAUUUAUUUGAAAUUGAUAAACUUUCGCGUUUUGGAUGAAAAUUUAUUUGGAUUUAAUUUAAAACAUUUUUAAUAAAAAAAAAAAAAAAAAAAAAUAUAUAACAAAUAUAAUUUGUCCAAAAAUAAAAAAACUUUUCACCCAUCUUGUCACAUAUCUUUACAAUAUUAUUAUAUUAUAUCUCUUAUUGUUAGUAAUUUAAUUGAUUAUUUCAUUUAACACUGGUUUCGGCGACUUUUUCCCAAUAAAAUUACAAUGUAAUUAUGUUGCUUUGCAGUGCCUUGUACGCGCGCAGAGUUGCCAUCUCAAAACGAACGCCGCAUGCGAGCACAUAAUCUCGUGAAUUUUUCGCGAAUUUUGUGACGGUCCAAGUGCUUUACAUAACUUCUCUCCGUGACAAUCUGCUGGGAAGCGCUCCUUUCCGGCGCAAUUAAAUUAUAUUAAGCGCGACUCGCGAGAUCGUCGAGGCUUCCGAUCGGAAACGAAUCACAGUUUCCGACAGCGGGAAAUUAAUAUAUGAAAGCUACAGGGCUUAUCGUCUAUGCUUUGUCUCAAACACGUCGCUGUUUAAAACAAAAUCGAAAUCUAAUAUCGCGCGCGACAUAAAAUAAUUUGCAUAGCAUAAACCGGCUGUUGAUCGACGUUGAGGCUUAUCGUGUGUUUUUAUAAAAUCUAGUAUCGAUCGUUACGUCAGUAAAUAAAAAUAAACUCGACUCGCUUGUUAUAUACUGUUUCCUCAUCAAAGAAUUUUCUAAGGGGUCCGAUCUUUAUUUUUGCUAGAUCCUAGGGUCGGUUUCGAUUUCGUUUUAAGUCCGCGUGUUAAUCGAAGUACGCUCAAAAGAAAACAUCUUUGAGCUUGUUUCGUACAGCCUAGUGUUGAUGGUUUUAUAUAUAAUAAAAUAUUAUAUACAUACAAAACAAUUAUACAUAUACAUACAUAUUGUACAUAUUUAUGAUCGUUACGGAGGCGUAUCUCUUUGUUAUUUCGAUGUUGUGGUCUGUGCGAAAAAGCAACGAAAUUUCUAAAGAUUUCGAGACGCGUCGUGGCAGAAGUGCCGCAUUCUAUCUUUUUUUAAUAUACUGUACAAUAUAUAUACAUACAUAUAUAUAUAUAUAUAUAUAUAUAUAUAUAUGUAAUGCUAACAUUGUUGUACUACGAUGCAUAAGGAAAGGAAUUUCUUCCCUUAUCUCCUUUGUGUGAUUAUGCGCGACGAAUUUAAAACGAAUCACACGGUAAUAUUUUCGCGAAUCAAUGUUAAAAUUGAUCUUUCACUUCACACCUCUCAAUUGUACAAAAUGUAUACUGUCGGUAAAUUUUCGCGAUCAAUUGAAGAAAUCGUGUCUCUCCCAGGAAUAGAAUUUGCAUUGAUGAGAAAUUUAAUUUUCAUUCUUUGCAAUUUCUGCGUUUUUUAAUCCGCGGUUCGAGUGGCGCGAAAAAAGAAAAAUAUAAUUCAACAAAAAAAUUCUACAAUAUUACAUUUUUAAAUAUUACUGGAAGAAAAAAAAAAUAAAAAACUGUUUCUUUCACCUAGCAGUCUUUUACGCGUUUAGUACUCGAAACAAGCGUAGAACUUUUCAAGAGUGAAAAAAAAAAGAGAAGGAGAGACGGAAGUAUGAAAAGGGAAGUUGAAAAGAAUUGACCUAAAUUACACUGCAGUGCCCAUUGUGAUCACGUCGCCGAUCCAUAGAACAAUAAUAAAGCUAAAUGGAAAUGAAAAUGGAAUUAUUUAUAUUUUUUAGAGCUCUCUCCCUCUCUCUCUCUCUCUCUCUCUCUCUGUAUUUGAAUAAAGACUGUAUAGUUAAUAAGAAAAAAAAAAAAAAAUUAAACAUAUGUGAAAUGUGUAAAUUACAUUGAUUACAUUAUGUGCAAAGUGGUAUUCGGGAAUUUUCGGCGGUUUUUAUUGUGGUACUUACAAUAUUCUGUUGAGAGACCUCUCGGAGACCAGAGUAUCCUCUUGAAAGUAUCAGCCAUGGAAAAUGGGUCGAUGCGAUGUAUAAUUGUUGCGCGUAGAAUUUUAGUCGUGCCAACAUACAAAUCCGUGAUCUCUCAUGUAUGAGAGCGUUUUGCCCGAUUCUCUCUGUAAUUCCCCUCUUGCCCCCGUCUACGCUAAAUAUAAUGCUUGUAAACGUUGUAACUACUACCACCACACGAUCGUUCCACUUCGCGAUAAAUUACUUUUUUUCCUUCGCAGUAAAACGCAAAAGAAGAAACAAUAAAAGGACUGGAAAAUUA